AUCACUGUCCCUUGCUUCGCGUGCCCUUGGCCUGGGGUGAACCUCCCUGAGAAUUGGGAGAACACCUCACGGGAGUCUGCGGUAUACAUCUAUCGCAUCUUCAUGGGUGCGGACGGCAACCACAGUUUGCACAAAAAGUCUAAGCGUGACGACAAGACCGACUACAGUUUGGCUGGCGGUCGUGCGUUUUUCGCCGACGCAGAAAGGAUGGCUGCCUUUGCUAAGAAGACGUCGAAGGAUCGCACUGUACAAACAUGCAGUGGGUUCAAGGUCACUCGAUCCCAACGAGCGGGCAAGUUCCGCAACAUGGACAUCAGCGGGGUGGUCGCGAUUACCUGUCUUCGCCAUGGUUGUUUCUUCUCUAGAGCGGUGGUUGAUCUUGUUGGGAACGAGCAAUUCCACCUCGUAGAUUUGGCUAUGUGUGGGGCCUUUGAGAGCGCGUACAAGCUGCUUGAGCACUUGCUCAGCUACGAUGUGGGAUGUACGUACCUCGUCGGCCUUAUGAACAGGUGGGACGAGUGGAACCUGCCCCUGGAGAUGCGCAAGGUCCUCGCAUGCAUGAAAAUCCUCCUCCCGCAAAUGCACAUGCUCGCCCACAAGGAGAGUUGUCAGAUCAAUUUCGCAAUGUGCUACAAGCAAGGUACCGGCCACAGCAACGGCGAGACGGUCGAGAUCGCCUGGGCUAUUCUGAAUGAGAUCGGCGUCGCGACUCGCAAGAUGAACGGGGGUGCCCGCCACGAUGCGAUCUGCGAUAGCAUCAAUGACUACAACUGGGACAAGAUGCAGGGUUUGGGUGAGUCUCGUUAG
Dichomitus squalens LYAD-421 SS1 is the source of this 807-nucleotide messenger RNA. RefSeq lists its product as uncharacterized. The record is from RefSeq and is a predicted model, not a curated record. Lineage: Eukaryota; Fungi; Basidiomycota; Agaricomycetes; Polyporales; Polyporaceae. The annotation marks the transcript as partial. The transcript has 4 exons.